AUGGUGCCAUCAUGGGUGCACCUCUCUUCUCUCUCUCGACUUCCGGGGGCGGGCUCUACAGAGGUGGGCGUGGCCGGGGCUCAUGCGUUGACGUCAGCGGCGCUGUUCAUGGCUGAGGUGCUGAUCACUACCUAUCGCGGCUCCACGGUUCCUUCAGUCCGCGUCUUUGUCGCUGUGAGCAGCUGCAGCCGUAGCCCACGCACCGGAGCUUUCACACACCGACAGACGACAGCUGCUACACGCACAUGUGCACCACGUUUACCACAGCGGCUCAUACAUAGAGUCAUGGGAAUGAGCUCUGUGCCCAGGGCUUUGUAUCAGAGACUGCUGACCUUGGAGGAUCGCAGAUGUCGUCAGAAUCUCCAAUUUGUUUGGAAGGACAGUCUGUUGUGGCUCUACAUUUAG
Knipowitschia caucasica is the source of this 405-nucleotide messenger RNA. The record is from the annotation of a GenBank genome assembly. Lineage: Eukaryota; Metazoa; Chordata; Actinopteri; Gobiiformes; Gobiidae.